AUGGCGGAGUCCUGGUCCGAGGUGUUCUCGCGAAUCCCUCCGCACUUUUGGGGUCACAUGGGCAUAUUCUUGUCGCUCGGUCUCUCAGUGUUAGGCGCAGCAUGGGGAAUUCUACUUUGUGGACCUUCUAUCAUGGGCGGGUCGAUUAAGGAGCCCCGCAUCACUGUCAAGAACCUUGUAUCAGUAAUUUUCUGCGAGGCGGUAGGCAUCUACGGUCUCAUCGUCGCCGUGCUGCUUGUGAACGCAUCACUGCAUUUUACCGCCAUCGAGUGCCCGAAGAACAUGAAGGCUGAUCUAGCUAUUACGGCGAAGUAUUUCGUCGAGGUGUACCGCGGCUACUCCAUGUUUGCCACCGGACUCAUCGUUGGACUGUCGAACCUCGCUUGCGGGCCUCUUUGGAGUCAUCACUGGAGUCGUUCUCAUCAGCACAGCGCCUUAGGGCUGAGUCUUGUAACAAAACAUCGCGAAUAA
Messenger RNA from Babesia ovata, 471 nucleotides. Its product is annotated as ATP synthase subunit C domain containing protein. The record is from RefSeq and is a predicted model, not a curated record. The transcript has 3 exons. Gene Ontology annotation, biological process: proton transmembrane transport. Gene Ontology annotation, molecular function: proton-transporting ATPase activity, rotational mechanism. Gene Ontology annotation, cellular component: proton-transporting V-type ATPase, V0 domain. The coding region runs from base 1 to 471 and encodes 156 amino acids. NCBI's taxonomy places the organism in Eukaryota, Apicomplexa, Aconoidasida, Piroplasmida, Babesiidae.